Plasmopara halstedii is the source of this 607-nucleotide messenger RNA. RefSeq lists its product as uncharacterized. The transcript has a single exon. NCBI's taxonomy places the organism in Eukaryota, Oomycota, Peronosporomycetes, Peronosporales, Peronosporaceae. The record is from RefSeq and is a predicted model, not a curated record. The coding region runs from base 208 to 576 and encodes 122 amino acids.
CGAUCUUGCAGCGAGACCUCUUCAACAAACUGUAGAAUAUUUACAAUCUGAAAGGAGAUAAGAUCUGACCACCAGAAGCCGCGUGUUGCGUGGGCCAAAGCCAGCCCAUCUCACAGGAACUGGCACGAGCUCACUUCAAGGUGGACUCUUACUCUUACCUUCACAUUCUUUAAAUUGCCACAUAACGUCAAAGCAACUUCGUCACUUAUGGUUCUUCAGCCGGAAGUCUUAAAUCUCUGCGUUCAAAUGCCGAUCUCGUGUUCAAGUCAUCCAUGUGACCUUCGUAUGCGCUCAGAUCCUCGUCAACAUUUAUCAAUGGACCUUCCCCCGGAUGUUCGCGAGCUAAAGCAGCAUAUUCUCAAAUCCCACCCGACCAAGCUACUUCGUUUUAGUAUAAUCCGCAUGCGCUAUAUUGCCACACCACCGGUUCUCAUUCCAAAAGCUUUGAAUCAUCAACGAGCCAUGCGAACACUCGUGUCCGGUAAAACUGUACCACUUACUAUGAAUAUGUGGGAAAAUUGUAAGACAAAAAGAAAUCGCUUGGAUUUGAUUCACGAAUACGUUACGUAUAGAUGAUAAAAUGCAUUGAUGGCGUCGUUCAUGAUCC